Messenger RNA from Onychostoma macrolepis, 2386 nucleotides. RefSeq names its product YdjC chitooligosaccharide deacetylase homolog (gene ydjc). The transcript is spliced from 7 exons. NCBI's taxonomy places the organism in Eukaryota, Metazoa, Chordata, Actinopteri, Cypriniformes, Cyprinidae. The coding region runs from base 672 to 1619 and encodes 315 amino acids. Gene Ontology annotation, biological process: carbohydrate metabolic process. Gene Ontology annotation, molecular function: deacetylase activity. The record is from RefSeq and is a predicted model, not a curated record.
AGAGGGACCAUUUAAAGUGGACUUGACUGGGUCUAGGUUAUUUUAUUUAUUUAUUUAUUUUUAAAUCUUCCUUUUAUGAAAAUGCACGCUUUAUUCGCUUUUGUUCAAACGAAGUAUAGGGCCUAACCCUAAUAUACAACUUUGUGAUAUUCAUGACAUUAAAAAAAAAAAAAAAAAUCGCAUUAUUAUUAUUUUAAUAAUACUUGUGUAAAUUCACGUGAAGUAUUUUAAAACUUUAAAAUUGAUGGUUUCCACUAGUCUUUUGGAAAACAAUGCAUGAUAAUUUGGCACGCGUGUUUUAAACUAAACCAUUAAAUUUUUAUCAUCUGGAGCAUUUGUCAUUGACCCGUAUAUAUAGAGGCUCCACAGUAGAAGGUAAGCUUGAGACUCACCGGUCUGAACUGGGCGUAUGAGGAAUGUUGCGCUAAAUACCGCAACGCGCAUGCGCAGCGCAUUCAUAGGCCACUAUAUAGCAUACUGAGGCCUACAGCUCCUCUGUUCUCAUGAUCCUGGUUCAGCUCUCAGCUAGUGGGCUUUGAAGCUUCAUAUGAGGAGUGUGUGCCAAACAGUAGCUAAAUGCUGCCCCCAUUUGGAUGCUGUGUGUCAUCUUUCAUUUUCCAGAAAAGCGAGAUGAGCAGAAAUAAUCAUCUUGACAGCAAGCCGAGGAGAAGAUGCCUCAACCCAAGGUGAAGCUGGUGGUGACGGGAGAUGAUUUUGGGUACUGCGAGAGAAGAAAUCAAGGGAUUGUGGAUUGCUUCAGAGCUGGUGGGAUCUCCAAUGUCUCUCUUCUGGUCAACGCAGUCUCAGCGGAGCACGCAGCAGAGCUGGCUAAAAGGAAUCACAUCCCCAUUGGACUCCAUGCGAAUCUCUCGGAGGGUCUUCCAGUGUCUCAGGAUCUAAAGGGCUCAACACUCCUCAACAAGGAUGGAUUCUUCCAUGGCAAGAUGGGCUUCCGGGAGGUUUUGCAGAGCGGUCAGCUCAAGAUAUCAGAGGUGGAGGCGGAGCUCAGAGCCCAGGUAAAUCGAUUUUGUGAACUGGUUGGCCACAUGCCCUACCAUAUGGACGGCCACCAGCAUGUGCACAUUCUGCCAGAGGUGCGAGAGGUGUUUGCACAAGUUCUCUCUGAUUUUGGAAUCACCUACACACGGGUCCCCAUAGAACCCGGACUUAAAUUUUGCACCUUCCUCCCGCCGCAUCUGCGAGACUUCAACGCACAGGUUGAAAAAGAUGCCCUUGAAUCUAUCGUGGUCUUUCAUCGUCAUGGAAUUAGAUGGCCCGACGUAUACCUGGGCCUGAGCACCAUGGGUAAGAACAUGUCUGUGUCCAACCUGAAGCGUGCUUUGGGCUUCACGCUGGAAGCUUCACUAGAAGACAGUGUGUCCUCCCCGUUGAUACAGUCCAAUGAUGCCGUGACCGACUCCUAUCGUCCGGUUACAGCAGAGCUCAUGGUGCAUCCAGGAUAUCCAAGUCAACCUCACCAGGGCGGAUGUGGAGAAGGACCGGAUGACUUCUCACAGUCCGCAGACCGACUACACGAGCUGAAUACUUUGAGGGACCCUUUGGUGCUUAACUACUACAAGCAACAGGGGAUCCACCUCUGUACCUUUAAAGACUUUUAAACACUUAGAGCAGAGGAUUUGGGGUAUUGCAAACUGAACGUCUUCUGCUUUAAGACCUUGACCCAUACCUCAAUUAGUCAUUAGAGUACGAGUGCUUGGUUUGGGAAAGACAGAGAAAUCGGCACGAAGUUUUAUUGUGCUUCUUCCAAAGCCCAUACGAACAAUUUGAACCUGCUACUUGAAGCAGAGUUGACCUGUUUUUAAAAUUUCAACUAUUAGAUUGACCUGUUUUUAAAUUGUUCAACAAGACAUUUAGUUUAAGUUUAGUUCACUUUUUUUUAAGCAGCCAGACCAUUUUCAAUAUAGUAUGGAAGCCCGUUUCCACCACUGAAAAAAAAAAAAAAAACUUAUUGCGACUUUAUCUCACAAUUCUGAGAAUUUUUCAUUGCGAGUUAAAAAGUCAGAACUGCAAGAUGAAAAAGUCGCAAUAACCUUUUUUUAUUUUUUAUUCAGUGGCGGAAAUGGGCUUCCAUACUAUAGAGAGCUGCGUCUUUAUAAUAGGUGCAAUUUUAUCUGGAAUAGUUUCUGAAAAUGUUGCCUCAUUUGAGCAAGUUUCUCUCAAAUCCAGAUAUUAAUACUGCAGAGAACUGUAAAAUCUAACAGCAAUGCCAUAUUUAUGACUGUAACAUACUAUAUGAAGAUUUUAAAUCAACUGAACAUGUAGCAAUGACUUUAUAUAUUUAAAAAUCAAAGGUAUUUUGGGUACAAUGUUUUUAAUGAAUGUAUUUAUGAUAUUUUUAUGAACCUGAAAUAAAAAGUUCCUUUUA